UCAAACAAAACAAGGCAUACCUCACUAACAUAUUCUGUAACAUGAAUGUUGAUGUCACCAACUGUGAUUAUAGAUGUGAUGACCGAGAGAAAGUAAGUAAACUACCCCCAGCCUCCCCUUUGACUCAGUCUAGCAUCGCAUCGCUGACGAUCGCUUAUUUUCCUACGCGCCCUGAACGUCGCUCCGGGUAGCGCUGCUGCAACAAUGGCCACCAUCUGUCAGAAAUGGAGACCGGACCGAGGGCGCUGCUUCAAAACCUACGGCCUGGGUUUCGUGUUGUUCUUGGACCUGGUCUUGCAGUGUGUUAAUGGGUACCUGAGCUCUCCUCACGUGGGCCAGGAGCCUCUCUACUCCAAAGACGCCCAGCAUGGACCCGUCAUCAGCAGCCCGGUGGUCCCCUCUGCAGCCCCAGUGUCUCCUGCAGAUGAAGAGAGCUACACUUCCAAAUGUCCUAGCGGGGGUUUGUGUAGUCGCCUGCCAGCUGAUUGCAUGCACUGCAAUUACCAACACAACUGCACCUACAGGAAACCAGCUUCCUUCACCUGUAAACCCAAAAAAGGAGUUCACUGCAUCGGAGAGUCGGGACAGCAGCAAACCAACUUCUCUCUCUCCAUCAGCUGUCAGUUCUGCUGGCAGCUGGACUCGUCCCAGUACCGCUGCUCAAACUCCACCAACUGCAUGACGGUGUCCUGCCCGCGCAAGCGCUACAACGCCACCUGUGACGUGUUGGACCAUGUGCAUUGUAUAGGUAGAAGACGUUUUCAGAAGCGUUUGUUUUGUAACUGGACUGGUGGAUACAAAUGGUCAACGGCCUUAGCACUCAGCAUUACGCUUGGUGGUUUUGGGGCCGACCGGUUUUAUCUGGGCCAGUGGAGAGAAGGUCUGGGCAAGCUGUUCAGCUUCGGGGGCCUGGGCAUUUGGACUCUGAUAGACGUUCUUCUCAUAGGGGUCGGUUACGUGGGACCCGCCGACGGCUCUCUGUACAUCUGAAGCGGAAGCCCCGGGAGACGUGGCUAUGGUGGUUUUCGUGUCCUCUUCCCCCGCCGCACCCCCUUCGCACCGCUCCGCCCUCAAAGAUCGAAGAUCUGAGAUGCUGUGUUCUUGGCACGUUUCUCCCGCCCGAGCUCGCUGCGCAACACGUCCUCAUCCCAUCUGCUAACUGGCAGGAAGUGUUUUCCUCAUUACACCAACGACGAGUCUACCCACACAGCCCAUCAGAUCGAUCCCAAUCAUUCGGCGUCCGUCUCCUGUUGAGACUCUGCAGAUGGAGCUGUGCACGGCGAUGAGGAGCCGGUCAUUAUGCCUUUCUGGUCGGUUUGACUCAACCGGUGGUUAGGCUCCGUCAUGCUGAUAUAUAGAUAGGUUCUCUUUCCCGCGGAGCAGUGCUUUUCACAGACAUCCUGCCACCUUGGAGCCAUGUGUCGCUCCUCCCUCAUUGCGAGGUAAAUGCGUCAAUGGGGGGGGUCUAAAUAGUAACCAUGGUAACAUCAGACAAAAGGGUAGUAUUAAUGUCCUGAAACGAAAGCAUGAAUAUGCAGAAGGGAAUUUGUUUAGGUAUUUUUAUUGACAGCAGACAGUUUGUCUUGUGGAAGAGUUCAACGUUAUUUUAAAUUAAUUAUUUCAUUUUUAUAUGAUUUUUUUUUUUUUCUCCCAACAUUGAGUCAGGCCACAACUGUAAGAACAUUGCCUUAAGGGUUAGAUAAAUAAUAUCAUUGCUUUAUGUGAGCUCAAAUCCAAUGUUGGAAAGUCAAAGUUCAUUGAUAAAUAAAUACAUUAGAGUUACUGUAUAUUCAAACUGGAACUGUUAGCUGUUAGAGAACCAGAAAGAAGUGCGGGGGUAAGAACUCUCAGUGCGGUCAUGACUUGCAGUAACAAGUUUUUUUUUUUUUUUUCGGGAAACGCAGAGAUAAUAAUCUCUUAACAGUGUGUGUGUCUGUACAUUUUGAAACGCUUGAAAUGUGUUGCACUAGAAAACUGCAGUCACUUGUGGUUUCCCGUGUUGGAGAUAUAUACACCGGAGAUAUAUCCAGUGCAUUCAGCUGGUAUUUUAUUUCCUCACUCAUUAUCAUUCUUCACAUUGUAAUUCUGUGUACCAACACUGUAAGGUUCUUUAUUCGAGACCGUGUGGCACAAAAUGGCCUCACCUCUCAAUUCAUGUAAAUAUGUUUUUCUGUUUUCAGUGUAAGGUCAACGGUUUCACACUGUAAAUGACGGUUUUUUGUUUUUUUAAGUUAUGUAAAUAAAAUUGUGAA
Messenger RNA from Anoplopoma fimbria (sablefish), 2252 nucleotides. It is a transcript of the gene tm2d3, whose product is annotated as TM2 domain containing 3. Lineage: Eukaryota; Metazoa; Chordata; Actinopteri; Perciformes; Anoplopomatidae. The coding region runs from base 205 to 990 and encodes 261 amino acids. The transcript is spliced from 6 exons. The record is from RefSeq and is a predicted model, not a curated record.